Morus notabilis is the source of this 1843-nucleotide messenger RNA. RefSeq names its product putative pentatricopeptide repeat-containing protein At5g43820. Lineage: Eukaryota; Viridiplantae; Streptophyta; Magnoliopsida; Rosales; Moraceae. Gene Ontology annotation, molecular function: protein binding. The record is from RefSeq and is a predicted model, not a curated record. Bases 35 to 1690 code for a protein of 551 amino acids. The transcript has 3 exons.
UGGCAUUUCUCGGCGUUUCUCGGCGGUUCAGUCCAUGAGUUUCAGCAGACGCAGGUUCCUUUUGCCCUACCUUCCUUCACCAAUUCUAUCAUCUCCAUUUUCGAGCCUCGAUGGGCAAUCUGAUACGCCGAACAACGAAUAUCGGACAAGAAAUCAAUGUGUUAUUGACGAGCGCUCUGUUCUUGAUGAACUCGCUGAUCUGUUACCAGUUUUGCGCGGCACUCCAGCUUCAGACCUGCAUAAACGGGGAAAUUCGGAGAAACGAGUGGAGAUCACCAGAGCGGCGGAUGGAUUUUUAUUGCCGGAGGAGAAAUUGCGCGGUGUGUUUCUGCAGAAUUUGAGAGGUAAAACUGCAAUAGAGCAGGCUUUAACUGAUGUUGACGUCGAAUUGAAUGUUGAAGUUGUUGGUAAGGUAGUGAAUCGGGGGAAUUUAGAUGACAAGAAAAUGGUUAUGUUUUUCAAUUGGGCGAUUAGACAGCCCACGAUUUCGAAAGAUAUUGAUACUUAUCAUAUAAUCCUCAAAGCAUUAGGUAGAAGAAAGUUCCUUAAUUGUAUGGUAGAAGUUUUGCAUCAGUUGAGGAUUGAAGGAGUCAAUCCCAACCUAGAGACCCUAGAAAUUGUAAUGGAUAGUUUAGUUAGGGCUCGGCAAGUUUCCAAAGCAAUUCGAACGUUUCGGAACCUAGACGAACUCGGUUUGGAUUGCGAUACCGAGUCUUUGAAUGUGCUUCUCGAAUGUCUGUGUAGGCGAUCCCAUGUCGGGGCUGCGAAUUCCCUUCUUCAUUCAAUGAAGGGGAAGAUACCCUUCAAUGGUGCUACAUACAAUAUUGUUAUGAGUGGAUGGUGUAGAUUUGGUAGAGUUGGUGAAAUGGAGAGGAUCUUGGAAAUGAUGGUAGGAGAUGGGAUCGAUCCCGAUGGUUCAACUGUCAGUAACCUUAUCGAGGGUUUAGGAAGGGCCGGUCGGAUUGAUGAUGCUGUUAAAAUCUUUGAGGACAUGAAGGAGAAGAAUGGUUGGGUGCCAGACUCUAGUGUUUACAAUGCUAUGAUUUCUAAUUAUAUAGCUGUCGGAGAUUGUGAUGAAUGUGUGAAGUAUUACAACAGUAUGUUGAGUAGUGCUUGUGAGCCAAGCAUUGAUACUUACACCAAAUUGAUUGGUGCUUUUCUGAAAGUUCGGAGAGUGGCGGACGCACUUGAAUUGUUUGAUGAAAUGUUGGACAGAGGAGUUGUCCCCAGUACAGGGACUGUAACUUCCUUUAUUGAACCUUUGUGUAGCUAUGGUCCUCCUCAUGCAGCUAUGAUGGUGUACAAGAAAGCUAAAAAAGUUGGGUGUAGAAUCUCAUUGAGUGCUUAUAAACUAUUGCUUAUACGGCUUUCUCGAUUUGGUAAAUGUGGGAUGUUAUUGAACAUUUGGAACGAGAUGCAGGAAUGCAGUUAUUCUUCGGAUGUGGAAGUUUAUGAGUAUGUUAUUAAUGGACUUUGCAACAUAGGGCAGCUUGAAAAUGCCGUGCUUGUGAUGGAGGAGUGUUUGCGAAAAGGAUUCUGUCCAAGCAGGCUGAUUUGCAGCAAGCUAAAUAACAAAUUGCUUGCUUUGAAUAAAGUAGAAAUAGCUUACAAGCUAUUUUUGAAGCUUAAGGAUGCCCGUCUUGAGGAUAAUGCAAGGAGAUAUUGGCGUGCUAAGGGGUGGCAUUUUUGAAGUCGUAACAAUGGGGAGCAAGAACAAAAUGUCUUGCCUUCUCGCAACAUGAUUUGUACUCGGAGGUGAUAUUUUGUUUGCUAGUGAGUGCGUGAUGAACCUUCAUCUAGCCACAGUAGUUGUCUGGGUUCAUCUUUAGGCAAGGAAAAAUAC